Messenger RNA from Drechmeria coniospora, 1881 nucleotides. RefSeq names its product histone acetyltransferase Spt10. The coding region runs from base 1 to 1881 and encodes 626 amino acids. Gene Ontology annotation, molecular function: acyltransferase activity, transferring groups other than amino-acyl groups. Lineage: Eukaryota; Fungi; Ascomycota; Sordariomycetes; Hypocreales; Ophiocordycipitaceae. The record is from RefSeq and is a predicted model, not a curated record. The transcript has a single exon.
AUGCCUGCUGUGAUGGAGGAUCCCGGAAGCCCCACCAUCUUCCGAGUCCCGGGCCCGACGCCGUUCGGUGACCCGGACAGCCCCGGCCUCCCGUCGGACAUUGCACCGCGCCCGGUCACCCUUCGGGAUCGGCAGACGGUCGCCACCAUCGUGCCCCUCACCUCCCGGCACCAGCUGCCGCCUUCGUUGCUCGUCUACCUUUGCGACCAGCUCAACCGCGAGAUCGACGGCGGCGACACGUACCCGAUGAUGGAGCCCUUCACCGUCGACGGAUUUGCCGACUACUGGUUCCAGACCUUUGGCGCCGUCAUGCUGCUGGGGGAGAUUGGCGCCAUAGACGACGUCUGCGACGGCAAGGACUGGGCCAAGGAGUGCCUCGGCAGCUUCUUCAUCAAGCCAAACUACCCAGGCCGGAGCAGCCACAUCUGCAACGGCAGCUUCAUCGUCACCGACGGCUCGCGCAACCGCGGCGUCGGCCGGCUCAUGGGCGAGGCCUACAUCGACUGGGCCCCUCGCCUCGGCUACACCUACAGCGUAUUCAACCUCGUCUACGAGACCAACGUCGCCUCGUGCCGCAUCUGGGACGCGCUCGGCUUCAAGCGCAUCGGCCGCGUCAAGGCCUGCGGCAACCUGCGCAGCCACCCGGGCCGGCUCAUCGACGCCAUCAUCUACGGCCGCGAUCUCGACCUCGCCGGCGCCGGCGUCGGCGGCUCCAACGGUGACGAGUUCGUCAGCGAGGAGCGCUUCGACAAGAUCCGCUACUACCUGAAGACGACCAAGUAUCCCGCCGGCGCCAACCGGGCGGAGAAGAGCCGGCUGCGCAGCGCCGCGACCCACUACAAGCUUCUCGAGGGCGACAAGCUGAUGCUCAAGGACAAGGAGGUCAUCUCGGACCCCGUCCGGCAGUACGAAACGGCCCGCAACGCCCACAACCUGCACCACUGGGGCAUCAACAAGACGACGGCGACGAUUGCCGAAAAAUACCACUGGAGCCGCAUCAAAGAGACGGUGAGCGACGUCAUCCGCGCCUGCUCCGAGUGCAAGGAGCAAGGAAAGAGCCUGAACCUGAGCGGCGGUCGCAAGCCGACCGGCAGCAGCGCGACAACACCUCCCCUGACCGCCCCGGCGGCCGUGCCCUCACCGGCGCCCUCGCCAUCGGCCGCCAUGGAUGCCCUGACAUCGCAUUCGCUCGAGGAUGCGGUGAGCGCCGAUGAGAGGGUGCUGGCGCUGCAGCAGAAUCACGACAUCUUGGCAUCAUUUUCACAGCCCCAGCUGAGGCCGCAGCCCAGCCCGAGCGCGUACGCGAAUCCAAACGACAUAUCCGUCCUCCCACCCCCCCAUGAUGCCGCCCUCCGCGACGCAGGCGGCGAGCAAGCCGACCCCGGCGACUUUAACCACCACCGUCAUCACAUCCCCAUGCUCCAGGACAGACCGCCGGUCCACGACCCGUCAGCCGUAUACCAGCAACCCGUCGACCCGGCCAUCAUCGACCACCACCACCACCACCACCACCACCACCACCAGCCUCCUCAUCAUCAUCACCAUUCCAUGCACGCCAUGAACCCGAUGCACCCGAUGCACCCGAUGCACCACCAAAUGCACCACGACGCGUCAAAUCCUCCGCCGCACGCCGCCGAUACCCCCUUCGACCACUACAACCAGCACGCCGAGUUUCAGGCUCUCCUCAACGCCACGGAGGACGACGUCGUGGAGGCCGUACCGGCGGACGAGGAUAGGGACCCCGCCGCCGUUGAUCGGGAUCUCGACAUGCUUAUUGAACAGGCCGUCAACGACGGCGACGACGGCGACGCUGCCAUGGAUGUUCUAGAUGCUCAACAGUCACCCUGGGAAGAGGAUGGGAGGAGGCAAGGGGCAGUAUGA